Messenger RNA from Ictalurus furcatus (blue catfish), 5222 nucleotides. It is a transcript of the gene smc3, whose product is annotated as structural maintenance of chromosomes 3. Gene Ontology annotation, cellular component: chromosome. The coding region runs from base 183 to 3836 and encodes 1217 amino acids. The record is from RefSeq and is a predicted model, not a curated record. Gene Ontology annotation, molecular function: cohesin loader activity; double-stranded DNA binding; ATP hydrolysis activity. The transcript has 29 exons. NCBI's taxonomy places the organism in Eukaryota, Metazoa, Chordata, Actinopteri, Siluriformes, Ictaluridae. Gene Ontology annotation, biological process: mitotic sister chromatid cohesion.
GUUAUUUCUGUUUACGUGAGGAAAAAAAAAUUGUAUUUCAUGCACCGAAUCUGGAUUUAUUAAAGUGCGCGAUAUUUUCUUCUUCAUAACCCCUCUUCUCUGUGUGGAGGAGGUGGAGGAGAAGCAGGGUGCCGAGCGGAGCUCGGUUUUGGUCUGGCAGGUGAACCGCGACAGGCGAAAUCAUGUACAUCAAACAGGUGAUCAUCCAGGGCUUCCGCAGUUACCGAGACCAGACUGUGGUGGACCCUUUCAGCUCGAAGCACAACGUGAUCGUGGGCAGAAACGGAUCUGGAAAGAGUAACUUCUUUUACGCUAUUCAGUUUGUGCUGAGCGAUGAGUUCAGUCACCUGCGGCCCGAGCAGCGUCUGGCCCUGCUGCAUGAGGGCACUGGCCCCAGAGUCAUCUCUGCUUUUGUGGAAAUUAUAUUCGACAACUCCGACAACAGGCUUCCGAUCGACAAAGAGGAGGUUUCACUGCGGCGAGUCAUCGGAGCUAAAAAGGACCAGUACUUCCUCGAUAAGAAGAUGGUGACGAAGAACGAUGUGAUGAACUUGUUGGAGAGCGCAGGUUUCUCCCGCAGUAACCCUUACUACAUCGUAAAGCAGGGCAAGAUCAACCAGAUGGCCACGGCUCCUGACUCCCAGCGUCUGAAGCUCCUGAGGGAGGUGGCAGGAACCCGGGUGUACGACGAGCGCAAGGAGGAGAGUAUCUCACUAAUGAAGGAGACAGAGGGAAAGAGGGAGAAGAUCAACGAGCUGCUGAAGUACAUCGAGGAGCGACUGCACACGCUGGAGGACGAGAAGGAGGAGCUGGCGCAGUACCAAAAAUGGGACAAGAUGAGGAGAGCACUGGAGUAUACCAUCUACAAUCAGGAGCUCAACGAGACUCGGGCCAAGCUCGACGAGCUGUCCUCUAAGAGAGAGACGUGCGGGGACAAGUCGAGGCAGCUACGUGAUGCUCAGCAGGAUGCCAGAGACAAAGUGGAGGAGACGGAGCGAGUCGUGCGAGAGCUGAAGGCUCGUAUCUCUGCGAUGAAGGAGGAGAAGGAGCAGCUGAGCGCUGAGCGGCAGGAGCAGAUCAAGCAGAGAACCAAACUGGAGCUCAAAGCCAAAGAUCUGCAGGAUGAGCUGGCAGGAAACAGCGAACAGAGGAAACGGUUGCUGAAAGAGAGGCAGAAGCUGCUGGAGAAGAUUGAAGAGAAGCAGAAGGAGCUGCAGGAGACGGAGCCCAAAUUCAAUACGGUGAAGGAGAAAGAGGAGAGAGGCAUUGCCAGGCUGGCCCAGGCCACUCAGGAGCGCACAGAUUUGUACGCCAAGCAGGGGCGUGGCAGCCAGUUCACCUCCAAAGAGGAGAGAGACAAGUGGAUCAAAAAGGAGCUGAAGUCCCUCGACCAGGCCAUUAACGACAAGAAGCGGCAAAUCGCCGCCAUCAACAAAGACCUGGAGGACACCGAGGCCAACAAGGAGAAGAACCUGGAGCAGUAUAAUAAACUGGACCAAGACUUGAACGAAGUGAAGACUCGUGUGGAGGAGCUGGACAAGAAGUACUACGAGGUGAAGAACAGGAAGGACGAGCUGCAGAGCGAGAGAAACUACCUGUGGAGAGAGGAGAAUGCAGAGCAGCAGGCCUUGGCAGCCAAGAGAGAAGACCUGGAGAAAAAACAGCAGCUACUACGCGCAGCAACGGGAAAGGCCAUUCUGAACGGCAUCGACAGCAUCAACAAGGUCCUGGAACAUUUCCGCCGGAAAGGCAUCAACCAGCACGUCAUCAACGGGUACCACGGCAUCGUCAUGAACAAUUUCGAGUGCGAGCCCGCCUUCUACACCUGCGUGGAGGUGACCGCGGGAACAAGGUUGUUUUACCACAUCGUAGAGACUGACGAGGUGAGCACGAAAAUCCUGAUGGAGUUCAAUAAGAUGAACCUGCCCGGAGAGGUCACCUUCCUGCCCCUCAGCAAGCUGGACGUCCGGGACACCGCCUACCCCGAGACCAACGACGCCAUCCCGAUGAUCAGCAAAUUACGCUACAGUCAGAACUUCGAUAAAGCCUUCAAGCAUGUGUUUGGGAAGACCCUUAUCUGUCGCAGUAUGGAGGUUUCCACGCAGUUGGCUCGAGCCUUCACCAUGGACUGCAUUACGUUGGAGGGAGACCAGGUGAGUCACCGCGGCGCUCUCACAGGCGGGUACUACGACACAAGGAAGUCUCGUCUGGAGCUUCAGAAGGACAUGCGCAAAGCCGAGGAGGAGCUCUCCGAGCUCGAGGCCAAACUCAACGAAAACCUGCGCAGGAACAUCGAACGCAUCAAUAACGAGAUCGAUCAGCUGAUGAACCAGAUGCAGCAGAUCGAAACGCAGCAGAGGAAGUUUAAGGCCUCGCGGGACAGCAUUCUUUCCGAGAUGAAGAUGCUUAAGGAGAAAAGGCAGCAGUCAGAGAAAACCUUCAUGCCGAAGCAACGCAGUCUGCAGAGUCUGGAGGCCAGCCUUCACGCCAUGGAGAGCACGCGGGAGUCCCUGAAGGCCGAGCUCGGCACCGACCUGCUCUCUCAGCUCAGCCUGGAGGACCAGCGUCGUGUCGACGACCUCAACGACGAGAUCAGACAGCUGCAGCAGGACAACAGGCAGCUGCUGAACGAGAGAAUUAAGCUAGAGGGCAUUAUGACCAGGGUGGAGACGUACCUGAAUGAGAACCUGCGCAAACGCCUCGACCAGGUGGAACAGGAGCUGAACGAACUGAGAGAGACCGAAGGAGGGACUGUCCUCACAGCCACUACGUCCGAGUUGGACGGUAUCAACAAACGCAUCAAAGACACUAUGGCCCGGUCAGAGGACCUGGACACGCUGAUCGACAAGACUGAGGUGGAGAUUAAGGACCACAUAAAAAGCAUGGAGCGCUGGAAGAACAUCGAGAAGGAGCAGAACGAGGCCAUCAACCACGACACCAAGGAGCUGGAGAAGAUGACCAACCGGCAGGGCAUGCUGCUGAAGAAGAAGGAGGAGUGCAUGAAGAAGAUCCGCGAGCUCGGCUCCCUGCCACAGGAGGCCUUUGAGAAGUACCAAACGCUCACGCUUAAACAGCUCUUCCGCAAGCUGGAGCAGUGUAACACGGAGCUGAAGAAGUACAGCCACGUGAACAAAAAGGCUCUGGACCAGUUCGUGAACUUCUCUGAGCAGAAGGAGAAGCUGAUAAAGAGGCAGGACGAGCUGGACAGGGGCUACAAGUCCAUCAUGGAGCUCAUGAACGUCCUGGAGCUGCGUAAAUACGAGGCAAUCCAGCUCACCUUCAAACAGGUGUCUAAGAACUUCAGCGAGGUCUUCCAGAAGCUAGUUCCAGGAGGCAAAGCUACUCUGGUGAUGAAGAAAGGUGACGCCGAGGGGGGGCAAUCGCAGGAUGAGGGGGAGGGCGGAGCUGACAGCGAGAGAGGCUCUGCCUCCCAGAGCAGCGUUCCCAGCGUCGACCAGUUCACAGGAGUCGGAAUCAGAGUGUCCUUCACAGGUAAGCAGGGAGAGAUGAGGGAGAUGCAGCAGCUGUCUGGAGGGCAGAAGUCUCUGGUGGCGCUCGCUCUCAUCUUCGCCAUCCAGAAGUGCGACCCCGCCCCCUUCUACCUGUUUGACGAGAUCGACCAGGCUUUGGACGCUCAGCACAGGAAAGCCGUGUCAGAUAUGAUUGUGGAGUUAGCGGGGCACGCUCAGUUCAUCACCACCACCUUCAGACCCGAGCUCCUGGAGUCAGCGGACAAGUUCUACGGAGUCAAAUUCAGAAACAAGGUGAGUCACAUUGACGUGAUCUCUGCCGAGCAGGCCAAGGACUUCGUGGAGGAUGACACCACUCACGGCUAAGCGACGAAGACUCUGCCCCCUCUUCCUCUUUAUCUCUCUCUGUUUUCGUUCCCGUGAUUCCCACGAUUCUGGGUGAACGAAGUGUCAGGUGUUUGGGUUUGGUUUUUUUUUUUGUUUGUUUGUUUGUUUUGUUAAACACUGAAGUAAAAGCAUGUUGUUUUUUUUUAUUAUUAUUAUAUUCAGAAUGUGUUGUGCUAUUCAAAGUUCAUUUGCAUCGUGGAUGGUUUAACAUUAGAAUGGAACAGCAAUGGACACGUGUUCAAAACGUCUCAAACUUUUUUAAAAUCAGCUGUUAAAUGUUGUAGUCAUGUUGGAUUUAUAUAUUAUUAUUCUUUUUCUCGUUGCAUUCCUUAGGAUGGGUUUAGAUCAUUUCAAUCCAGCUUAUUUUACCUAAUCACUUUGUUUUAAUUUGUUCUCUACUGUUACUCAGAAAUAAAGAUGGCCAGAUAUAUGUAACAAUGAUUUAUUUUUUUCUCUUACCUCGCCUCUUGGUGUGUGUGUGUGUGUGUGUGUGUGUGUGUGUGUGUGUGUGUGUGUGUGUGUGUGUGUGUGUGUGUGUGUGUGUGUGUGUGUGUGUGUGUGUGGUACAGCGAGAUCGUCCUCAGCUGUGCUGCAUGUCAUAAUAAGCUCCAUAAUAAAUAAAAAUAACCGGUCUUAAAAUGUUAUAUCAUGAUAACUGCCUUGUGCUGUAAAGCUUCUCAUAGCAGGUUUUACUACGGCACAGCAGGAAGUGAUGCCACUGCAGCCCGAUGGAUGUGGAACAGAAAAUGGAGGAUGAGCUCUCACACACACAUCAACGUAAGGUUUAAGGUCAGCAAAGAUGGUUUACAGUCUUGGAGAUGAUGGCACUGCUUUUUGAGAGAGGAGGAGGAGGAGGAUGAUGUCUACAUAUGCAGUAGUGAAAGGAGAGCAACACCAAGUGAGUAAUGCGCAGUAGUCCAAGCUCUCUCAUCCAGACCAGCCUGACACGCAGUCACCGGCCCCGUGCAUAAAUCUAUUCAAAUUUUUUUUUUUUUUUUUUUUUUGGGGGGGGGGGCAGUGACAGUCUCCUCCAUACAAGUAAAUUUGUCGUCCAACAGGUGCCAAGUGGAACCCAUGACUGCUGGCUCUCCCACCGAGCGCCCUUGCCCUUCAGACUCUCGGGUCGGUGUGUCAAUAAAGUUUGGCAGUUUAACGAGCCGCCCGCUGAGCUAACAGAUGCGUUCUCUGUGUACAGCUCAUAGGGACGCGCCAGAACAGCAUUCCUCACGAGCCAUCUGAGCUGCUACUGCUGCGCCGUAAUCACCAAGAAAAGCCACAGAAACUAACUCCUUCUCCCGCUAUCCUCCAAGUAGAAGUGAUAAAAAGUCUUUAAAAAUAAAUUCUGCACUAAACAUGAUUUAUGUU